AUGGCCGAAUUAACCCCCAAUGAAGAAUCAACCUCCAGUGAAGAGGCGUAUAAAGUCUUUGUGAACCUAUUGGGCAAAGCCUUUUAUGAGGACGUAGGUGUUGAUGGCAGAGUUGACCCGAGGGAGCCAGUAAAAUUAAAGAAAGUUCUUGACCACUUUGGAGAAAAUCCGCAAUGGAUGUCUAUGACUGAAAUAUCAAGAAGUGUAAAAAUUUCAAGGACUUAUCUUCGUAGGGCGCUCCGCUACCUUGAAGAGGAAAAGUUAGUGCAAUGUGGCCAAUAUCGUCGUUAUUCUUUGAACUAUGCUGGAAUAUGCGAAGCAGUCAAUUACAAAAUAUUACAGAAGCAAGAAACUUUUGAAAAUAAGCGCAGCGGCAUUGCAGAAUAUAUAUGCCUGAGGUGUGACAGAAAAUACAAUGCUUUGGAUGCUGCAUCACUGAUCUCCGAGGAUGGUAACACUUUUGUAUGUGAAAACUGUGAAGAAGAAGUUAUUACUGAGAAGGAAUCACAAAAAAAAAUGGAGGCACAACUGAAGCUGUUGCAGGAUCAACUUGAAAUUGUCAAAGAUAUACCGAUUCCUGUACGUUUUGUGAAUGGUACACAACUAUCAUGGAAGACAGAACCAGAAAGAGGAGAAGGAAUACCUAGAAGUGGGUUUGGGGCUCAAUUAGGCCAUACCUAG
This is a messenger RNA of Chenopodium quinoa (quinoa), 681 nucleotides long. RefSeq names its product transcription initiation factor IIE subunit alpha-like. Gene Ontology annotation, cellular component: transcription factor TFIIE complex. Bases 1 to 681 code for a protein of 226 amino acids. The record is from RefSeq and is a predicted model, not a curated record. Gene Ontology annotation, molecular function: DNA binding. NCBI's taxonomy places the organism in Eukaryota, Viridiplantae, Streptophyta, Magnoliopsida, Caryophyllales, Amaranthaceae. The transcript has 3 exons. Gene Ontology annotation, biological process: transcription open complex formation at RNA polymerase II promoter; regulation of DNA-templated transcription; transcription initiation at RNA polymerase II promoter.